AUGUCAGACUUCUGCAAGAGCAGACAGAUUAGCUCAAACACUUGUGUGAGGCAGUUUCUUAAGACUCAUUCUUCGAAUCUACUUAAACCUUCCAAGCCUAGAUUAUCCAGUUUGAAGGAGGCCAAGUAUAAAAUAAAAAUGGAAAAAGCCAUGGGUUCUCGACCAAAAAUACUAGAAAAGACUGCAGUAAAUGCUAAAAUCUCAGAUUGAUGAAGUCAGAAUGAAUCUUCAGUGCUAAAAGCCCUGAAUAAAUCAAGCCCUGUGAGGAAGUUGGCUACAGAAAGGGAUAAAAAUGCCAAUGCUAAGUCAUUUAACCAUAUCACACAGAAACGAGAGUUUACGACAACUAGACUUCGACUGAAGGAUGCUAGUUCAAGUAUCUAUAAAUAUAGCCAAAGCGCUGGUCCUAACAAGCCUGGAUUAUUAGAUUGAAUCAGGAAAAGAAAGCAACAGAGCAAGGAGCGAAUACAACGGAAAGAGCUGUCUUCUAAAAUUGAUAAGUUGUUGUACUCUAAAUAAUUCAAAAUAUCCCAGUAAAGCCUCUACAUCUCAGCCUCACAAUAUGGCGACUGUUGAUACUCCUAUGCAUAUUAAAGUGGAUAUCUUGAAAAUCAAGAAAAAGAUGCCUCAGGCAAACUCUAGGACCAAGAAUGGCUUCUCCUCAACCAUGAGUGAGAGCAAGCUUGGUGAUCUUCGCUCUUGCUCAGCUCAGAUAAUAAGCAAAGGGUAUGUUGAGGGUGAAGAAAACAUUAAAGACACCGAAGACCUUGCUAGCAAGAAGGAUAUCUACCGAGAGCUCUAAACAGCAACAUCAGACCUUCUGCAACUCAAUACCUGCAAGAAGCAAAAAGAAUUUCUAGCAGUACAAAUCGAGAUUUAACGACAAGAACUUCUCACAGAGUUGAUAAAGACUCUUUAUGGCUCGUCAAUGUUAUCAGGCAAAGCAGUAGAGAAUCUCAGCGGAUUAUGACAGCUCGAGAAGAUUGAGGCUCAAGAAGCAGAGAUAAUCACUCCAAAUCAAGUAGAAAAGGUUUCUAUAAUAAAAACAAAGCUCAACACCAGUAUAUCCCAAGUAGGAAAGGAAGUGAGCAGAGAAUGACUAAUAGCCAAAAUAGAGUGGCUAAAUCAUUCAAUAUGACUACAAGACUUAAUUUCAAUACGAAGAAACUUGAGAAUACUAAAAAUCAAACUAGCGCCCAGAGUUAUGAUGAUUUCCAGUCUUCAAUUCAGAUCAAGAACUUGAAAAGGCAGCCCUUAUCUUUGGAAAGGGAAGAGAAGCUGAACCAGAGUGGUUAUGCAGAGAAACAUAUCAAUUUGCUAGACACAAGCCACAAUACUGUAGGCAGAAGAUUGUUUUCGGACGAUGGAGAGAACAACCUCAACAGAAAUCAAAGUGUAUGAGAAGCUCCUCGAAUCAACAGAAAUGAAGGAAAUCUGAUAAAAAUAGAGCUUCAUGAAGAAGAUUGUGGGAAACCAUCCCAGAAAGUUAUUCAUAAAAGCAAAAUAAGAAACACCCAUAGGAAAUAUACAGCUCCUGGUCAGGUUGAUAUUGAUGAAUUAAUCUCAAAACCAAGGCAGAAGAAAGGAACUCUAAAAGUCUCUAAAAACCCAAAAUAUUCAUGAAAAGUCAAGCCUAAAAGCUCUGUUGUUACUAUGCUUUCGAAGACUUUAAUUUAUCCAAAAAUAUCAGCGCAAAACUAAAUAUUCGGCAAUGAGGAAAAAGAAAGGAGGUUUUAAAACUAAUAAGAAUCUCACAAGACCAAUUAAUUCAAAAAUAAAAAUUCCCCAAGACCCAGAGAUCGAGAACUUAAAGUACUCUACUAAAGAGAGGAAGGUAGUCCCCUCGAUAGUAUCGAACCAUCCAACUCGGAGUUAUUACAACAAGUAUAAACAUGGUAAGAUAGGUGGGAAAAAGAAAGGAGCUAAGUCAAAGCAGAAGAACUUGAAAGAAAGUAGCACAAAGUCACAUCAGAGGUGGAGGUUCACA
Molecule: messenger RNA, 1987 nt
Organism: Moneuplotes crassus
Lineage: Eukaryota; Ciliophora; Spirotrichea; Euplotida; Euplotidae
Source: the annotation of a GenBank genome assembly